Molecule: messenger RNA, 477 nt
Organism: Macrosiphum euphorbiae (potato aphid)
Lineage: Eukaryota; Metazoa; Arthropoda; Insecta; Hemiptera; Aphididae
Source: the annotation of a GenBank genome assembly
AUGUUAGUUAGUAGAAUGGAUUUAGGAGUUGGUGUAUUGGAUGAUUGUAUAUAUGCAGUUGGCGGACGUGAUGGCAACAGUUCUUUAAAAAGUGUAGAGGUUUUUGAUGUCAGUACCCAAAAAUGGAGAAUGGUGUCUAGUAUGACAAUUGAGAGACGUAAUGUGGGUGUUGGUGUACUCAAUAAUCGUCUAUAUGCGGUUGGUGGUUCUGCAAAUGGUAACGGUUUGAAAUCUGUUGAAUAUUAUGAUUCCACACUUGACAUAUGGACUCCGGUUGCAGAAAUGUCUGAGUGUCGUCGAGAUGUUGGUGUAGGGGUUUUGGAUGGUCUUAUGUACGCAAUUGGUGGCGUUAAUGAAAGGGUGUCUCUUAAAAGUGUUGAGGUUUAUAGACCAAGUGAUGGAGUUUGGUCUUCUAUAGCUGAUAUGAAUUUACCCCGAUGUUUACCUGUAGUAGCCGUAUUAGAUGGUUUAUUUUGA